This is a messenger RNA of Calliphora vicina (urban bluebottle blowfly), 2489 nucleotides long. RefSeq names its product intraflagellar transport protein Oseg5 (gene Oseg5). The transcript is spliced from 8 exons. NCBI's taxonomy places the organism in Eukaryota, Metazoa, Arthropoda, Insecta, Diptera, Calliphoridae. Gene Ontology annotation, cellular component: cilium; centrosome; intraciliary transport particle B. Gene Ontology annotation, biological process: cilium assembly. Gene Ontology annotation, molecular function: protein binding. Bases 105 to 2489 code for a protein of 794 amino acids. The record is from RefSeq and is a predicted model, not a curated record.
GGUUUUGUGUUGCCUAGACCACCAUAAAAUGCCAACAAAUGUUUUUUUCUUAAAAACUAUUCUAAAAAGUGAAGCAGCAUAAAAAUAAUUAUUGCUUAGUAAUAAUGAAAUUAAAAACACAUAUUUGUAAAAAGACUCCUGGGUCCAAUGGGAAUGGCGAUUAUCUGACACAAAACUCAAAUAUAACGAAGACAAACGCUGCAAAAGAAAAUAGUAAUAAUGAAAAAUCAUUGGAUAUUUUACCCUUAAGCUGUGUAGAUUGGAGCAGUAAUGAUGAUAUAUAUUUUGUGAGUGACGAUCAUCAGAUUUACAAAUGGAGUUCUCGCACAAGAGAUUCUUUAGAGGUGGCAAAAUUACCGGACGAUUUUAUAUCUACUGAUAUGCACUGGCUGUUAUUGGGUGGUCGUGGCAGCGGUGGUGGCAAGGGUAGCGAUACAUUGUUGAUAAGUAGUAAUGAUGGCAGAUUUAUUAUUUUAAAUAAAAGUUCUCGGGUAGAACGUAGUAUAUCAGCUCAUACGGCGGCCAUAAGUUCGGGUAGGUGGAGUCCGGAUGGAGCUGGUUUAUUAACGGCUGGGGAAGAUGGUGUCAUUAAAAUCUGGUCUAGGUCCGGCAUGCUACGCUCUACAAUCUUGCAAAGUGACGAAGCCAUACGUUGUGCUCGUUGGUCUCCAAAUUCAUCAUCUAUAGUGUUCUGCCAAGGAGGCCAUAUAUCGGUUAAACCUUUGGCGGCCAAUAGCAAAUUAAUAAGGUGGCGUGCACAUGAUGGUUUGGUAUUGUCUCUGAGUUGGUCUGCCCAGUCCAAUAUCAUAGCUUCUGGUGGUGAGGAUUUUCGUUUCAAAAUAUGGGACUAUCAAGGAGCCAAUCUUUUUAUAAGUUCACCUGAAGAUUAUGCUAUUACCUCAGUGGCUUUUAAUCCAGAAAAAGAUGUCUUACUUGUUAGCACUUUCAAUAUGCUUAAAUUAUGUUCAAGUGCAGGCUGGACUUAUAGUACCGCCCGUUUUAAUGAACCUUCAGUGGGUUCAUUUCAUACACUAUCUUGGUCUUCGGACGGCACACAAGUGGCUUGUGGUACUUCCACUGGCCAACUCAUUAUAGGUUAUAUUGUGCAAAAACAACUGAUAUCAAAAAAUCUAAAGGCCACUACGACGGGUCGUAAAUCCAUACGUAUGGAGGAUAUUGCUAACGGCAGCAGCGAUGCCUUAGAGUUUACUGACCGUGUCAUUAAUUUCGGGUUGGAUUACGGUCACUUAAUUGUGGCCACCUCAAAUCAAAUACACAUUUACAAUGAGAAAUAUAUAAAUACACCGAUCAUUAUAGAUGGUCGUACCGAUGUCAGAGUCAUUGAAGUGGGAAAGAAAUUCUUUAUGGUUCUGGACUCUACUUCAAUUUGGGUUUAUACUUUCACCGGUCGUUUGCAUCUUAAUCCCCGAUAUCCGGGUUCCCAGGCGCAGAUACCUUUGCUAAAUUGGCGUAGUAUUUCUUUGGGUUUAGAUACUUUGGUAAUUCGUGAUAAUUCCGAUAAUACCGCUCUUCAUAUCUUUGACCUAAUUCCCGGUGCUACCAGACAGUAUGAACCAUUUUCGCUGAAAGCUAAAACUCAAAUAGCAGAAAUUGCAGCCUGUCGUGCUGGCACCGCAGAUGAUCAGUUUGUGGUCAUGAUUGACAGCAACAGAGAACUUUAUAUAACGGAAACUCGUAAUUUAAAUGGCAAUAUAGCUGGAAUCACGGGAGCUACCACAGGAGAAGUUUAUAAAAUCGGUACCCAGGUUACAGCGGUAAAGUGGGCAAGUGAAUCAAAUAUUUUGGUUGGGGUACAUGAUGCCUGCUAUAGUAUAUGGUAUUGUCCUGGAGAGGGUGCCACGGAUCCUACAAUAAUUGCAUUGACCACAAUAACAAUAGAUGCAACGGAAUUUGGCAAAAAUAUUGUUAUCGAAACUUUCGAAGACGCCAUUGUCACUUUUCGUUGUUCGGGGGCUCUUUUGCCCAUCAGUAUUAAUAUGUAUUGUGAGAUUUUACAUCGCACUUUAAUGGAGUCCCACUGGCAACAGGCUUUGAAAAUAUGUCGCAUGGCUCAAAAUGCUUAUUUGUGGGCCACUCUAGCGGCCGUUGCCACCCGCAAAAAUCAAUUGCAAAUCAGCGAAGAAGCUUAUUCGGCAGCUUUGCAAAUCGAUAAAGUUAGCUACUUGCAGUACAUCAAAACGUUGGAACCCUCCAGUGCCGACUACAUGGCUGAAAAUUCGUUAAUGCUGGGCAGACUUGUCGAAGCAGAAACUAUUCUUAUACAUAAUCGUAAAUAUCGGGAAGCUGUAUGUCUCUGUAUGCGUAUGCAUAAUUGGCGUAAGGCUUUGGAAAUUGCUCAAAAACAUGAUACCGAACUUCUACAAUUAGUGCUACAACAACGUAUGAAAUAUUUAACGGCCUUGGGAAGGGAAGAAUGGGAUACCGUAUUCUUAAGUUUAGAUGUUAAAGACAAUAAUAUGAGUGAAUAA